AUGUCACCGAUUACGCCCACGCAGGACCAUUCAGCCGAAGCCACUUUAGCACAAGAAAUGACUGAACGGUUCCGGCAGGUCCUCAGUCUGAAGCGCAUGAACGAUCUGUCGGCGUCAAGAGUCCAUGCCCCAGUCUCGAGUUCUCCAAGAGAACGCACCCAGAUACAACCAACUGCGAAGCCCGACGCCCCCCCUUCUUAUUCAUCCCUGCGCAAUAUUCCUCUUGUGCCAACUCCGCCACAGGAUGCCCGUUCUCGGAGGUUUCGCAACAUGCUUCAUCGUCUCUCUAACAUACCGCUCAGAUGGGAAAACCCCGGGCUAUUAGAUGAGGCUUUGCAGGCGGUCCCUCUGGAACAGAUAUACAACGAGGCCGAAGAUGAGUCCGAAAGACUGCGCGCUGAAGCAGAGAGCCUAGGGCGGAAUAAGAAACCAGCCUGGGGCUACCAAGAUUGCGUUGUCCGAGCACUGCUUCGCUGGUUUAAGAGGACUUUCUUCACUUGGGUGAAUAAUCCCGCCUGUCAGAGGUGCUAUUCGCCUACCGUCCCCGUGGGCUUAGCGGAACCUACUCCGGAAGAAUUCGCAUUUGGUGCGCAGCAAGUGGAGCUUUACAAAUGCUCCCACGAAGCCUGCGGCAACUAUGAACGAUUCCCGCGUUACAACGAUGCUUUCGUCCUUCUUCAAAGACGGUGCGGGCGGAAUGGAGAAUGGGCGAAUUGCUUUGGCAUGCUCUGUCGCGCUAUCGGGUGUAGGGUCCGAUGGGUGUGGAACUCGGAGGAUCAUGUUUGGACGGAGGUGUACUCUACGCACCGGCGGCGUUGGGUUCAAGCUGACCCUUGCGAGGAAGCAUGGGACAAGCCUCGGCUCUAUACGGAAGGGUGGGGCAAGAAACUCGCCUACUGUAUUGCCUUUUCGUCCGAAGGAGCCGUUGACGUAACUCGCCGCUACGUACGAUCCUACCGACACGCACUCGAUCGUACGCGUUGCAGUGAACCUGAACUCCUCUAUAUAAUGGAUGAGAUCACGGCAAUGCGGCGCGGAAAGCUGGAGGGAAGAGACAAGUUUCGGCUCGAGGGCGAGGUAAUGAGGGAGCAUCGGGAACUGUGGGGUUAUGUAAUAACUGGGAUCGCCGCCGAGCUUUGCAGGCUGAGAGUAGAGACGCGCAGAGACGGAAGCCUCGCUAUCGUUGGGGAAAGAGUUGGUGAAGGGCUCGAUCCCAAGGUCUUGGAAGGUCUGGCUGAAACCGGUACGUAG
Messenger RNA from Trematosphaeria pertusa, 1251 nucleotides. RefSeq lists its product as uncharacterized. Gene Ontology annotation, biological process: protein deglycosylation; protein quality control for misfolded or incompletely synthesized proteins; glycoprotein catabolic process. Bases 1 to 1251 code for a protein of 416 amino acids. The transcript is spliced from 2 exons. NCBI's taxonomy places the organism in Eukaryota, Fungi, Ascomycota, Dothideomycetes, Pleosporales, Trematosphaeriaceae. The record is from RefSeq and is a predicted model, not a curated record. Gene Ontology annotation, cellular component: nucleus; cytosol. Gene Ontology annotation, molecular function: peptide-N4-(N-acetyl-beta-glucosaminyl)asparagine amidase activity.